AUGGCUGACCCCCCUUCACCCUCGGGGAUCUCACCCCGCAAUACAUCCAUCCGUCGCCGUCUCCCCGCGCGUACCCCAUUAGAGACCAUCCCUGACUGGCCACAACGCCGCAACUCAACGCUAUCAGAUACUAUCUCAGAGGCUCGCAACUCUAUCCGAUCCUCCACAGAUGAAAUAUUCCUGCCACGGGUUGCCAGACACAAUGGAGACCCGAUCGCAUUGGAAGAGUCUCAUUGGCACUCCGCACCACUGGCCUUGGCACUGCUGCCGGCUAUCGCGGGGGUCAUGUUCAAAGAGGGAAGUUCGUUUGUCACUGAUGUGACAUUGUUGGUACUGGCGGCUGUCUUCCUCAAUUGGUCUGUUCGAUUACCAUGGGACUGGUAUCGUUCAGCUCAGGCAGUCCAGCGUGACGGAUCCAGAUAUUCCCCCGUUGCCGAAGACAUCGUGGAAGGCGACGACGCCGUGGAGUCGGGCGAAGAAGCCCAGUCCCGUCCCCAGCCCCAGCCCCAGCCCCCACGGGUAUCAAACGAAGCGGCCAUCAAAGAGCUCCAGUUCCAUGAGCUCGUCGCAUUAGCUUCAUGUUUUAUCUUCCCUCUAAUCGGCGCCUGGCUCCUCCACGGAAUAAGGAACAGUCUCUCAAGACCAUCAGAAGGUCUCGUGUCAAACUACAACCUAACAAUCUUCCUCCUCGCAUCAGAAAUCCGUCCAUUCGCACAUCUCCUCAAACUAUUCCAAGCAAGAACCCUCCACCUACAACGUAUCAUUGCAAAGGAAGACCGAAUCGAUCCACCCAACCUCCAAGACCUCACAAAACGUCUCGAGGAACUAGAAGCUUACGUCGCAGAAGCUGCAACCCUAUCCCCCAAAGACUCCAAAGACACAAACCCACAACAAGACAAACUCAUCACCCAAGCCGUAGCCGAAUCCCGUCUCGCAUUGCAGCCCGACAUUGAGGCUCUCAAUCGCGCAGUCCGUCGCUACGAGAAACGCACCGCUUUGAUAUCCCUCCAAUCAGAUACACGCUUCCAACUCCUCGAAGCCCAAACUCGUGACGCAUUAGCAUUGGCAGCGGCGGCCCAACGAUCAAAUCUAUCCCGUCGCUCGAGCUAUGCGUUUAUAUUACUUGACUGGGCCUGCGCGUGUAUUGUUGUUCCCGCUCAACUCGCAGUAUCUAUUCUCAAUUUACCCGGUCGUGCGGUGAAUUGUUGUUUGAAGACUGCGAAGAGUAUGCUAGCUUCGAAGUCGCAGUCGCAGUCGCAGGCACUGUCACGUUCGAAGUCGAGUAAAGGGAAAUCUGCUCAGGGUCAUAAAGGUCAAUCACGAGCGCCUGCGAAAGGACCGGCUUCUGUUUCGCUUGCGUCGCAGUCUUUGAAGUUAAAUUCGAAGAAUUCUUCUCGCUAG
Molecule: messenger RNA, 1401 nt
Organism: Penicillium odoratum
Lineage: Eukaryota; Fungi; Ascomycota; Eurotiomycetes; Eurotiales; Aspergillaceae
Exons: 2
Coding region: 1-1401 (466 amino acids)
Source: RefSeq, a predicted model, not a curated record